AUGGGUCAAGCAAUUAUUGUAUUUGAUGCCACUGUCACUGGCACGGUAACUUACUGGAAUCGUUCAGCUGAGAACCUUUAUGGUUACUCUGCCUCAGAAGCCCUUGGUCAGAAUAUCCUUGACCUCACUGUCAUAAGAGAGGCCAGAGAAGACGCGAUGCACAUUUUAUGCAAGAGUGUCUCGGGAGGAAAUUGGACGGGGACAUUUCCAGUUAAGACUAAACAAGGGGAUCGAAAGUUUGUGCAUAUUUCCAAUACCCCGCUCUAUGAUGAUAAUGGAAGUAUUGUUGGGAUUGUAUGUACAUCUGUUGACGCACGGGACUUUCUUCAAAUGGACCAAAUACAACCAGUUUCAUCAUCGAAGGUCGGUUCCACCUUUACUCAUUCGACAUCUAAACCUGAUCAUAUUGAUUCUCAACAACCUCUGCAUGUUGUAGUUACUUCAUGUGGAGCUCGAACACUUAUUACACGAGACAUACCUUUUAGAGUUGUCCCAGUGGAAAAACUCCCUGGAAGAAAAGUGGCAAGAUAUGGUGGGAACAGUGAAGGCGAAAUUGGUACUUCAGCAGCAGUGGCUUGCAUUGGCAAGAAAAACAUAUCAUGGCCAUGGAAAGUAAGUCAAUGUGAUGGGUUGGUAGAAAGGACUAGACAUCGCAUCUUUGCCUGCAUGAGUAAUGAACAAGAAAAUGACUUUGUUCGGCCAAAGAGUUCAGUGUCCAACGGAAAGCCUAAACUCCUGGUUAUGGGAAGUCAUAACCAAUUUGCAAAUGAUGCUAAUGAUUCUAAUGCGACUGCAAAAAUUAGCGUAAGCCACACUAGUAAUAGCAUUAGCAGUCCUCUUUGUAAAUUUGGUACGGGAACAGAUUCAUCAGAUUAUGACAUCUUGUCGGAAGAGUUAAGGGUUGGGGAAAAAUUAGGGCAAGGUUCAUGCGGAACUGUAUAUCAUGGUAUGUGGUGUGGUUCGGACGUUGCUCUAAAGUUUUUUUUUAAGUUCGAGUACUCUGAUGACCUGCUACACUCUUUCAGACAAGAGGUGUUGCUUAUGAAGAAGCUCCGUCAUCCAAAUGUAUUACUCUUUAUGGGGGUAGUAACUUCACCACAGCACUUGUGCAUUGUAACAGAGUUCAUGCCACGGGGAAGUUUGUUUCAGUUGCUUCAUCACAGCACUGGUAAGAUAGAUCGGAAGCGGCGUGUGCUCAUGGCUUUAGACAUUGCACGUGGUAUGAGUUAUCUUCAUCAUCUCAACCCAGCAAUUGUCCAUUGUGAUUUGAAGUCAUCAAAUCUGUUGGUUGAUAAGAAUUGGACAGUGAAGGUUGGUGAUUUCGGUCUUUCACGACUCAAACAUGCAACGUAUCUCUCUAUGAAGUCAGGGAAAGGAACGCCGCAGUGGAUGGCUCCAGAGGUUAUCCGUAACGAACCCUCAGAUGAGAAGUCAGAUGUAUAUAGCUUUGGGGUAGUAUUGUGGGAGCUUGCUACAGGAAAGAUCCCUUGGGAUACCCUCAACUCAUUCCAGGUGAUUGGAGCUGUAGGAUUCAUGGACCGACGGCUUGAGAUUCCAGAGGAUACAGACCCACAUUGGGCAUCUCUAAUUGAGAGCUGCUGGCAAAGUGACCCAAGAUGCCGUCCAACAUUCGAGGAAUUAUUAGGAAAGCUGAAAACUCUUCAAAAACGUUAUUAUGUUCAAAACGCGACAUCAAAGACAUGCUCGGCCAGGGUUAGCAAUGAUGUACCACGAUACAAACACGAUGAAGAAGAAGUGGAGUAA
Molecule: messenger RNA, 1764 nt
Organism: Papaver somniferum (opium poppy)
Lineage: Eukaryota; Viridiplantae; Streptophyta; Magnoliopsida; Ranunculales; Papaveraceae
Product: probable serine/threonine-protein kinase SIS8
Exons: 12
Coding region: 1-1764 (587 amino acids)
Biological process (GO): protein phosphorylation
Molecular function (GO): ATP binding; protein kinase activity
Source: RefSeq, a predicted model, not a curated record